AUGGAUCUGAUGGAUGGAUUCUAUCAGAUCCUCAUGCGUGAACGGGACAUCCCUUACACAGCAGUGAGCACCCCCAGUGGUAUGCUCUGGGAGUGGCUAGUGAUGCCACAGGGGCUAAGUAACGCCCCUGCAACGUUUAACAGAUGUGUUACGAAUCUGUUGCGAUCGGUGCGCGAUUUUGCACCGAGUUACUUUGACGAUGUCUUCGUCCAUAGCCGGGCUAUGGAUGGAAAGACGGACGUGGAGGUUCAUAGAAUCCACGUCCGGAAGGUUCUUACACUUAUGCGAGAGCAUAAGUUGUUCGCGAACCUCAAGAAGUGUAUAUUCGCAGCGAACGAAAUACCACUUCUUGGCUGCAUCGUGGGUAACAAUGGUCUAUACCCUGAUCCAGAAAAGAUAAAGGCGAUUAGCGACUGGCCUGUGCCAGUCGACGUCAAGGGACUUCGAAAGUUCCUUGGCUUGGCGGCUUAA
This is a messenger RNA of Peronospora matthiolae, 471 nucleotides long. The record is from the annotation of a GenBank genome assembly. Lineage: Eukaryota; Oomycota; Peronosporomycetes; Peronosporales; Peronosporaceae.